Molecule: messenger RNA, 1224 nt
Organism: Suillus paluster
Lineage: Eukaryota; Fungi; Basidiomycota; Agaricomycetes; Boletales; Suillaceae
Product: tryptophan synthase beta subunit-like PLP-dependent enzyme
Exons: 4
Coding region: 1-1224 (407 amino acids)
Biological process (GO): L-threonine catabolic process; L-serine catabolic process
Molecular function (GO): L-serine ammonia-lyase activity; threonine deaminase activity
Source: RefSeq, a predicted model, not a curated record
AUGAGCAUUAGAGCCGCACAGUCGGACAACUUGUGGACGGAAACACCAUUGGUCUAUUCCAGCCAUAUUUCGGAUAUCAUCGGAUGUUCUGCCUAUCUGAAGCUUGAGAAUUUACAACCUUCCCAAUCGUUCAAAUAUCGAGGCAUCUCUAAAUUCGCGCAACAAUGCAAGGAGAAACAUGGCCCCUCGGUGCAUCUGAUGAUUGCCUCGGGCGGAAAUGCAGGUCUGGCUGCGGCAGUUGCAGCACGUGCUUUGGGAGUGAAAUGCACGGUGUUCCUUCCAAUCAAUAUAAGUAACGAAACGCAACAGGCUCUCCGAAAGCAUGGUGCAGACGUUGUAACAAUUGGGGAGGUCUACUCCCAAACACUGGCCGCGCUCCGAGAUGCCGUGAAGAAGGAGAUAAAUGGCGUUCUGGUGCCAGCAUAUGACUCGCCGGUCUGUUGGGAUGGACAUUCGUCCAUGGUGACCGAGAUGCAGAAACAACUCCCGAGGCAACCAGAUGCCAUAUUCUGCAGUGUUGGUGGGGGAGGCCUUAUCGGAGGCAUCAUACAAGGUUGCAAGAACGUUGGGUGGGAUGAAGUGCCGAUCGUGGCGCUCGAAACCACUGGCUCCAACUGCUUCUACAACGCCAUCGCCAUCAAUACCCAGGACUUCACUUCCAAGGUCCCUAUCAUGCCUUCCACUCAAGUAGAGGACAGUUCUCCCUAUACCAUUGAAAUCGUCGGCGAAUACAACGUUGCUAUACCGCACAUGAAAUCGCUGAAAUCGCGAGCCGCAUCUCUCGGUGCGACCUCACCAGCUGCUGGCGUGGUUAGAAUGGCAGUCGAUCGUGCUGGAGGAAUAAAAUGCGUGUGCGUCCCAGAUGAGAUGGCCAUGCGCACUGCAAGAUUAUUUGGAGGUGAGUCUCCGUGCGAUGUUAAACGCUAUGCUAACGCAAUAACCAUACUGCCAGACGAUCACAAAAUGCUGACGGAACUCGCUUGUUCAACAACUCUGACUCCUGGAUACAACCGCGAGUUUCUCUCGCACAUCCUCGGGCCAAAGUUUUCGGCGCUUUCCCCAGAAGAGAGGAAGGAGAAGUGCCUCGUUUUCGUUGUAUGCGGUGGAGUCAAAAUCUCUUUUGAGGAGAUGAGGGAAUUCGAAGAGAUUGUCGCGGCGGCACAGGUGGAAAACUCUUGGCGCGUGCAAAUUGACGGUGAAGAGAUUCAGGUGCCUAAGCAAUGA